GAUGCCCCGCCCUUCGUGGCGGCCCCGCCAGUCUCCGCGCAGGCGCGCUCGGGCCGCCGCUGGCUCCUCGCACGCGGCCAUGGCGGAUCCCGAGCUGCAGCUGGUUGAGCGGCGGAUCCGCAGCUUCCCCGACUUCCCCACCCCGGGCGUGUUAUUCAGGGACAUCUCGCCCGUCCUGAAGGACCCCGCCUCCUUCCGCGCCGCCAUCGGCCUCCUGGCGCGACACCUGAAGGCGACCCACGGGGGCCGCAUCGACUACAUCGCAGGCCUAGACUCCCGAGGCUUCCUCUUUGGCCCCUCCCUGGCCCAGGAACUUGGACUGGGCUGUGUGCUCAUCCGAAAGCGGGGGAAGCUGCCAGGCCCCACUGUGUGGGCCUCCUAUGCCCUGGAGUAUGGGAAGGCUGAGCUGGAGAUCCAGAAAGACGCCCUGGAGGCAGGACAGAGGGUGGUCGUCGUGGAUGAUCUGCUGGCCACUGGUGGAACCAUGCAUGCCGCCUGUGAGCUGCUGGGCCGCCUGCAGGCCGAGGUCCUGGAGUGCGUGAGCCUGGUGGAGCUGACCUCGCUUAAGGGCAGGGAGAAGCUGGCUCCUGUGCCCUUCUUCUCUCUCCUGCAGUAUGAGUGACUACAGGGCCUCCCAAUCCAACACCUGCAGCUGGAGCCCAGGGACAUUUCAGCCCUGGGCAACUGCAGUGACCUCUGCAGUCACCAGGGGCACCAGCUCCCCACAGGGAACACAUCCCUUGUUUGGGUUCAGCACCUCUCCUGGGGCUGGAAGUGCCAAAGCCUGGGGCAAAGCUGUGCUUCAGCCACCCUGGGCCCAUUUACACACAGGGAGAACGCAGUAAACAGCUUUGCCACAA
Molecule: messenger RNA, 860 nt
Organism: Piliocolobus tephrosceles (Ugandan red Colobus)
Lineage: Eukaryota; Metazoa; Chordata; Mammalia; Primates; Cercopithecidae
Gene: APRT
Product: adenine phosphoribosyltransferase
Exons: 5
Coding region: 2-622 (206 amino acids)
Biological process (GO): AMP salvage; adenine salvage
Cellular component (GO): cytoplasm
Molecular function (GO): adenine binding; adenine phosphoribosyltransferase activity; AMP binding
Source: RefSeq, a predicted model, not a curated record